CAUUAUACGAGCACUACAUAGAUAAAAGAAAUCAAAGAUUUAUACUACACGAUAAAUAUAGAUAUAUUAUAACGAAAGAAAUAGUUUCACGUGAACAAUAAAAAUUAGAACAAAAAGGAAAUAACUAGACAGAAUGUUUCAGUCAUCUGAAUAUUGUAAGACUCUGUCAAUUAAAUUAUCUGAGGUAUUAGAAGACAUUGGUGUUAAUGAGGAUAUGGUGACAAAAAAAAGAAGAAUAAUGCUGCUGAGGGAGAGUUUAAAAACGAUUGCAUUUAAAUCAGUUGGUUCGAACGGACCUAUAUAUCAUUUUGGGAGUCAGUCUGAAGGUACUACUACUUUAGGACUUCAUUCAGAUCUUGAUACGGUAUUAGUAAAUUAUCGAUAUAAUGUUAUGCAGGACUGGUCAGAGUGGAAACAAAAUAAGAUCAAUCUUCUUAUAAUACAAGAUGAUAAUGUAACACCAGGAUAUUGUGUUCUACAGCUGCUUCGAUCUGAUGCACCUUUUCCUGAGACAAACAUUCCUAGUAAAAUUUUCAUAAAGAGAUAGCAAUGGUAGAAUAUUAUUAAGAAAUAUAUUCCAAACAACAUUUUUCCGACAAGAAUAUGAGCGACACGGGCCAUCAGCUGUCUCCAGGUGUGACGGAUAUAUUGACAAUGACAGUGUAUUGGCUUUUCCGUGUAAUUCAUGGUCGCAAUCAGCAUCACAAUCCUUAGAAAGACCAGGUGUUAUGAGGUGGUUAUCAUCUGAACGUGUCAGAUAUGCAGCUAGCUGUGAUUGUUUUGUUGUUGGUACCAGUAGCAAGAUUGCUGUUUAUCCAGAAUUAGAGUGGAGAAUAUCUACUUCUCUAGCAGAGAGAUGUUUGAUGUUCAAUCUAAAUAUUACGCAAUUACAAUGCUAUGUUUUAAUGAAAAUUAUUUUGAAAUCCUCUUUAAAUUCCGAAAAAAGGAAUGCUCUGUCAAGUUUUAUGUGUAAAACAAUUUUGUUUUAUUGCAUAGAAAAUACAGAACAAAACACAUGGAAAAGAGACAAUCUUUUAACAUGUUUUACUUACUGCUUGCUUGAACUCCAUAGUCAUGUUCAAAAUAAAAACUGUCCGCAUUUCAUUAUUUCUGAAAACAAUUUAAUGGCUGGAAAAUUUACAGCUGAAGAGAAGCGAGAUGUUUUACAGAAAUUAUGUGACAUAGUACAGAGCGAUGGUAGAUUUUUACUACGAAUAAAUAUUGAUGGUAUUAGCCAGAGACUUCGGAUCAAACUGGGUACAAUUGUUCAUAUUGCAUAUAGAUUUCAAACCUCACUUGAGAUAUAUGUAGAUGUUUUGACUCAACAUUUUUUAAGCUUAAUGAAAGGGAUUAGCGGAGACCAAAUAGUGUUUGUCGCGUUUUUGUCAAAAAAAUUUUUUAAUGAUCACAUAUGUAAUCUUAAACAAAUUAUCUUAAAGCUAAAAAACUACAGUGUACGCGGAAAUAGGAUGGAACAGCUCGCAAGUCAUUGUCUGGCACCAUUUAUAUAUUCGACACUCGGCCUUAUAAUGGCGUCAUCAAGCAUUGGACAGAAUAAUCCAGUUCAAUAUGAAGCACUUAAGUGGCUUUCAUUGGGUUUGAACUCAGAUGUCACAUCUGGCAGACUUAAACUAGCUUCAAUGUUUUAUUGUGUAGGUGAUAUGGAUAGAGCAGAGUUCGUUCUUAGACAAACUGAAAGUCGAUAUAACUCUACUGUUGUUGAACCUGUAUGUGGAUGCUGGUUUCAUCCAUUCAUAAGUCCGUCUCCUGAAGUCAAGAGAAAAUGCAGUGAACUAAGUGAAAUUUGCAUCAAAAGUAUCACAUCAUGUUGUGUAAGAUUCCUGCAGACAGAAGUAAAUUGUGUGCCUCGAGAAUUACAACAUGAAAUGGUAAGAUCUACACCAGAUGAUAUGCCACACAGAAAUCAAGAUGAAAGGCUAUGGAUGGACUAUGCAGUUGUCGAUUCCCUACCUUAUCUUUACUUUUUACAGUACAAAACAUACAGUCAUCUACAAAGACAUCAGUAUCAAGAACGGGCACUUAGUAACCUUGGGAAGGUUAUCUUUACAGGAAAAAACUUUGGCCACAGGGAGACAGCUUUAAAUCUUCUCGGUCAAUGUAUGGAACAAGAGAACAAACCAAGGAAAGCGUUACAGUGUUAUAUGUUUUCCCUUCAUCAAAGAAAUCGAAACAAUGCGGCAAAAUUUCAUAUUUGUAAUUUACUUAGAAAGUAUGCUUCAAACAGGUAGAGGUUCAAAGUUCCCUCAACGGGUAAAAUAACAAUGUUUGAGUUCAACGUUAGAAUGUUUGUUAAAUUGUGUAAUUUACCAAAAUGUUGUCUCUUGUUAGUUUGACACAAACUUUCAGUAAAUUUGCAUUUAUACCUUUAUAUUCUUGAAUGCCGUUUUAACAAAUAAACCAAAGUUGUAUUGUGAUCAUAACAUAAAAAUAAACAUCAUAUUUAUUAAGUUCAUGUAAUUAUGAUAUAAUGUAUCCAAGGAUUAAAUCAUUGAUGAAAAUACAAUUUUUUAACAA
Messenger RNA from Ruditapes philippinarum (Manila clam), 2535 nucleotides. RefSeq lists its product as uncharacterized. Gene Ontology annotation, molecular function: protein binding. NCBI's taxonomy places the organism in Eukaryota, Metazoa, Mollusca, Bivalvia, Venerida, Veneridae. Bases 729 to 2249 code for a protein of 506 amino acids. The transcript is spliced from 2 exons. The record is from RefSeq and is a predicted model, not a curated record.